This is a messenger RNA of Zingiber officinale, 772 nucleotides long. RefSeq names its product high mobility group B protein 14-like. NCBI's taxonomy places the organism in Eukaryota, Viridiplantae, Streptophyta, Magnoliopsida, Zingiberales, Zingiberaceae. The record is from RefSeq and is a predicted model, not a curated record. Bases 139 to 534 code for a protein of 131 amino acids. The transcript is spliced from 5 exons.
UUUGAUAUUUCAAUCGACCUAGCUCUUCGACGGCUCCAGUCGAACGGGUUGUGAGGACUACAAAUCUUGGUCCGAUUCAAGUCCGCAGAUAAUGAACAAUCGGAGUAGCGACAGACUGAGUGACGCGAUCGAUUGGGGAUGAAGACGAGGGCGAAGAAAGUGAAGACCACCGCCGACGCUGAGACCGCCAUGAAGUCCAAAAGGGAACCCUCCAAGAAGUCGAAAUCAAAGCCGAAACCUUCCUCCUCCGCAAAGCACCAACACCGCCACAAGCCGAAGAAGCCCCCCACAGCAUUCUUCUUCUUUCUGGAAGAUUUUCGGAAGACCUACCAGCAAGAAAACCCAGCUGUCAAAGCAAUGCGGGAUAUUGGCAAGGCCUGUGGGGAGAAAUGGAAAACAAUGUCAUUUGAGGAAAAGGUUUCUUACUAUGACAAAGCUACUGAAAAGAGAGCUGAAUUUGAAAAGGCCAUGGCUGCAUAUAUCAAGCGAGAAGAAAGUGGAGAGUUCUCUGAUGAAUCUGAUGACUUUGAGUGAUUGGUAAGGAUGUUGGAUAUGUAUUGCUGCUUGUAAAUUAUAUUAGUUUAUUUAGGAUCAGAGAUCACCUUUAUCUUCUUUCAUUAGGCCAUUUCCAAGAUCGUCUCCAGACGGACUUUAAUGCAACGUCAUUAAUCCAUUAUAUAUGGAACGUAAGAACUUGUUAUUUCUAAACUUUAAACAAAGUCAAACAUUGGAUCUAAACAGAAUAUUGAAAUAGUCAAAAUAAUCCAACUAA